AUGGACACCCUCAAAAACGCAACCGGCAUGGCCCAACCAACCGAGGAGCAGAAGAAGGCAGCAUACAACGAGUUGCCCGAAGAACAGAAGAAGAAACAAACAUACUCGGAAUGGGCGGCACAAGUCUACGCCGUACAAUACGAACGCUGGAUGCCGUGGAUCGAAGACCAAUACCUCCGCUGGUUCGGCAAAGGCGACAACAAAGCGAGUUACGCUACCAAAGACACCCUCGCAAAAUCCAAAAUCACCGGCAUAAAACAAGUCGACCAAGUGCAAGACGACGUGCACAACCUGAUCGGGAAUCAACUCGGCGAAAACGGGUUCCUGGCGCCGGUUGGGAAUAUGGUGUCGAAAGAGGGGAUUAACCGGUCGGAGCGCGGCGGGAAGGAGGAGGAUGGGAGUUAUGGGGUGGCGGGGCAGAUUGGGGAGGGUGCGAAGAGUGCGGGGGGGAGUGUGGUGGGGGGUGCGAAGGGGGUGGGUGAGGGGAUUGGGAAUGGGGUUGGGAAUGGGGUGAAGGGUUUGGGAGGGGCUUUGGGGUUUGGUGGGAAGUAG
Molecule: messenger RNA, 552 nt
Organism: Glarea lozoyensis ATCC 20868
Lineage: Eukaryota; Fungi; Ascomycota; Leotiomycetes; Helotiales; Helotiaceae
Exons: 2
Coding region: 1-552 (183 amino acids)
Source: RefSeq, a predicted model, not a curated record